Molecule: messenger RNA, 3927 nt
Organism: Dryobates pubescens (Downy woodpecker)
Lineage: Eukaryota; Metazoa; Chordata; Aves; Piciformes; Picidae
Gene: CSNK1D
Product: casein kinase 1 delta
Exons: 10
Coding region: 219-1448 (409 amino acids)
Biological process (GO): positive regulation of proteasomal ubiquitin-dependent protein catabolic process; endocytosis; non-motile cilium assembly
Cellular component (GO): nucleus; cytoplasm; spindle microtubule
Molecular function (GO): ATP binding; protein serine/threonine kinase activity
Source: RefSeq, a predicted model, not a curated record
UCACGCAGUAUGGCGGCUCGGGGCCGGGGCGGCUGAGGGGCCGGUCCGAGAGGGAAUCCGUGUCCAUCCUUCUCGGGAGCUGCGGCGCCGGUGCUGGCUGUCUCGCUAGUAACGAGCGGCGGGACCAAAGCCGCGAUGGCAUUUGGAACCGCGGGGCUGUGAGGUAGCAGGGCGGGCAGAGCGACAGAACCGGGUCGCGGACGAACCGAGCUGCCGCCAUGGAGCUGAGGGUGGGAAACAGGUACCGGCUGGGCCGGAAGAUCGGGAGCGGCUCCUUCGGGGACAUCUAUCUUGGAACUGAUAUUGCUGCUGGGGAGGAGGUUGCAAUUAAGUUGGAAUGUGUGAAAACCAAACAUCCUCAGCUCCACAUUGAGAGUAAAAUCUACAAAAUGAUGCAGGGUGGAGUGGGUAUUCCUACAAUUAAGUGGUGUGGAGCUGAAGGGGACUACAAUGUAAUGGUGAUGGAGCUGUUGGGACCGAGUCUUGAGGAUCUCUUCAAUUUUUGCUCAAGGAAAUUUAGUCUUAAGACAGUCCUAUUACUUGCUGACCAAAUGAUUAGUCGAAUUGAAUAUAUUCACUCAAAGAACUUCAUCCACCGAGACGUGAAGCCAGAUAACUUCUUAAUGGGCCUGGGGAAGAAAGGCAAUCUUGUAUACAUCAUAGACUUUGGGUUAGCAAAGAAGUAUCGAGAUGCUCGAACUCACCAGCAUAUUCCCUAUCGUGAAAAUAAAAACUUAACAGGAACUGCUCGUUACGCAUCCAUCAACACUCAUCUUGGAAUUGAGCAAUCUCGCAGAGAUGACUUGGAGUCCUUGGGCUAUGUACUGAUGUAUUUUAACCUGGGCUCCCUCCCCUGGCAGGGACUGAAAGCAGCAACAAAGAGGCAGAAAUACGAACGUAUCAGUGAAAAGAAAAUGUCUACACCCAUUGAGGUUUUGUGUAAAGGAUAUCCUUCUGAAUUUGCCACAUACUUGAAUUUCUGCCGUUCUUUGCGCUUUGAUGACAAACCAGACUACUCCUAUCUAAGGCAAUUGUUCAGAAACCUCUUCCACCGGCAAGGGUUCUCCUAUGACUAUGUCUUUGACUGGAACAUGCUGAAAUUUGGUGCAAGCAGAGCGGCUGAAGAUGCUGAACGUGAAAGACGAGAACGAGAGGAAAGAUUGAGACACACACGGAAUCCAGCUGUGCGUGGGUUACCCUCCACUGCUUCUGGCAGGCUGAGAGGAACACAAGAUGUAGCUCCUUCUACUCCUCUUACCCCAACUUCACAUGCUGCCAACACCUCUCCUCGGCCAGUAUCUGGUAUGGAACGAGAAAGGAAAGUGAGUAUGAGAUUGCAUCGUGGUGCCCCAGUCAAUAUCUCGUCAUCUGACUUAACAGGCCGACAGGAUACCUCUCGCAUGUCAACUUCGCAGAAUAGCAUUCCUUUCGAACACCAUGGCAAGUAGCUGCUCGUCUCCUUUCGUUGGAAGGCAGCACUGGGUGAAUUUUCCAUGUUACCUUCUAAUAAAGGAGGAAAAUACAGGGAACUUCGUGUAGCUACAGGUGGGUGCAAAACAUUUCACAGCUUGUUGGAUUUUUAGAUUCACAUGCUUUUGGCAAUGAAUGAUUUAAAAUAUACUGAGAGCCGCUUAUGUAUGUUAACUGGAAGGAUGUGUGCUGAUGUUGUCUUGUUUUUUGGCUUUGGUAGAUUCCUGCUCGGGUACCUACCAGUGUUCUCCAGUCUGCUGUGCACCGAUGAAAAUUAUUUUGCCAUGGAGGGCAGAUAAUGCAUGGCUGAUCUCCUAUGUUACCGAUGGCUUUACUAGCAAAAAUACCCUAAACUAGAGCGGAAACAUUACAAUUGGAGUUCUCCAUGUGACUUAAAAGGCACUUGGAGGAACAUGGACAGACUCCAGCAGCUGCCAUUACAGGACGCUUUUGCCAGAAACCCAAUGACCUUAAGAGAACCCUGUGGUAACAGGGCUGGAAAAGAAAGAUGGUUUACAGAGUUGACCGCCUGUUAUCGGAUGGCCAUUUCAGUUUUCCCUCCACAGGCGGCAGACUUUACCCCCUUUUUAUUAUUCUACUGUAACUAUAAAUCUUUUACUUGGUUUAAGAAAGUUUUUUGUAUCAUUUUGCUAAAAUUAUUGGCUUAAUUCUCUGUAAAGAACUCUUGCUUUUGUCUGAUUUAAAAAUGUAGAAUAUAAACAAACCUAAACUAAAGACAAUGGCUUGAAAUCUCUUGUUUAAAAGAAAAACAACAAACAAUUAGUCUGGCAGGGAACAUGUAAAUGAAUCAAAACCAUCUGACUUUAUUUAAACUCUGCAUUUAUUUGUAUGGUCCCAUUCUGACUGAGAAGGUUUUCUCAUGAAAUUUUUAAAACUGUUAGAAUUUUACUUUGCUGUUUGCUGUCUUCAUUCACACUUACCGUUUAACUUUCUGUAUAACACAAAGGAACUUUUAAUACCUGUUCUAUGUCAUAAAAGAGGAAAACUAAAUACCCUGCAGGAGAGUCUUGAGUAUAGUAGCGAUGGUGAUGAUAGAUUUCUGUUUUGUAAAGGAUGUGAAGGACAAAGUGAAAGACUCUGGCAUUUGUGGGAUUUAGAAUUUGAAAGGUAGUCCUGUCUCUCUGCUUAGUUUGGGUAAAUGGAUAGUUUCAAACAUUGUUUUUAUUGGUAACAUUUAGUUUCCUGCACUCUGAGGCUGGUUAGCUUGGAGGGUAUUGCAAGUGGAAAAUACACGUUGCUACUGGGUCUUCAGUGAACUUGCACGUUUCAUUCAGCAUCUACAUGUUUUAAAAUAAAGAAAUAAUUUGAUUCAAGCCUUCUGUUUCAUGCCAAGACUCAGAAAAGGAAUUGCUUUAAAAAAAAAAAAAAAAAAAUCCCCCAACUAAUAACCCAACCUAUUCUUGCUGUGAAAGGCUGAGCAUUUUUCCAGUUCAGGUGCAUACCAUAUUUAAUUCUGAACUGUAUUCAACCUGUGUAUGCCCGGAGUCAUUAUCCAGGAAUGACUCAAUAUGCUUAGGUUGUCCAAAACAAUGUUGCAGGUGUUGUUAGCACCUGUUGCUUAUGGAAUGUGGGAGAUACUUCAUAGUGUUUGUUACUGUAAAAGGUCUCAUGAGAUGAAAGUAAGGUGUUCUGUCCUCACAGUACUUGGAACAGUAGCAAAAGUACUGUUUGUACUGCUAUGACUGAAGUAAUGGGAAGUUCCACACUGGGAAUGAAAACAUAUAGAGACAUUUUGUUUGAACUUCUAGGGAUUCUAAGAAAUUCUUCCCUGCUUGAAAAAAAUAAUAAUAAUUGUUUUUAAAGGCCUAUUGGUCUUCAUAGUCCUAUGAAGAGUAAUUUUGAUUGUUUUGGUGGUUACAAAUUCUUUUUUUGCCCCUCUCAAAAGUCCGCAUAUUGAGUAUGAGUAUUAGUCACACUUCUUUGAAUGUUUUCAGAACAUUAGCUACUUGCUUGUGUGUACUCUGGGUCUGACUGGGGAAACCUGUGUUUGAGGAGAGUAUAGUGGAAAAGUUAAAAGUUUGGUCCAUGGAUAAGUUUGCAUAAGAGAAUUAUUUCCUCAGUUACUAUAAACUUCAGUAUUUUAGGCAUGUGCACUACCAUUUGAACAGUUUUACACUUCACUGUGCUUUCCUUGUAAAUAUCUGUGGUUAAUAAUGUACUGUUAGAGGGACUUAAAAAGGCAGCCUCCUUAUUCUCUCUGUAUCUGAAACAUUAGAUUGCUGUACUAUACUUAAAAGUUGACUGCAGACUUCUAGACUUGUACUCACUUGUGGGCAAUUUUUGUCCUUCAUAAUAGUUAAAUUCCAUCAUGCGGAAAAUAGUUAGACUGUCUAUAUAAACCUGUGUAUUGGAAACCAGUAUCUCAGAGCACUUCAUUUGUACUACCACUGUAUUUGUGUACUUUAACAAUUGUGUAAAUACAUUCAUAAUAACUUC